AUGAGGAAGAGGGCCAGAGAAGAAACCAUGUCGAUGCGUACCCUGUACAACGGUGAGGUAGCUACAGAAGACCAGCCACAGCUGCUGCCAUCGUUCCCAUCCAUGAGCUGUGCCUUGUACCGACACAGGCGGAAGAAAAACCCAGCACUCUCACAGACAAGAGCUGAAGUCCAACUUGAAGGAAACUGGACUGAAACAACAGACAGCCGCCCAUUCCUGCUUUUCACUGAUUGCGAUGCCAACAAGAUUGUUGUAUUUUCUACCCAUGACCAACUCCAAGCUUUGCAGUCUGCAGACACUGUAUACAUGGACGGAACAUUUACAUCUUGCCCAGAUCUGUGGAACCAGGUAUACAUCAUACAUGCAAGAAGUCGUUCCUGUAUGUGCCCACUUGUCUUCGCCCUCCUGCCUGACAGACAGACCACAACUUACACCAGACUGUUCAGCCGACUCAAAACAGAAGUCCAACAGAGAUUCAACCGUCCCCUCGCUCCUGCCACCGUCCAGACGGAUUUUGAGAAGGCUGCCAUUCGUGCCGUCAACACAGAGUUCCCGAAUGCCGACGUCAAAGGUUGUUUUUUUCAUUAUUGUCAGGCGAUCUGGCGGAAGACACAGGAUCUUGGAUUAGCAGUACAGUACAAGGAAGAUCCUGGAUCAGAAGAGCUGCUGGACUUGCCCUCCUGCCCUUGCGUGAUGUCCAGGACACCUGGUUGGAUGCUAAGCAGGCAACUCCACCAGUUCCGAGAACUGAAGACUUCAAUGACUAUAUGGUCAUCAACUAUAUGGUCAUCAAUUGACGAUGAUGCUCGGUUUCAAAUACCUCUCUUGAAUCACCACCAGACAGCUGGCCCUCGCACCAACAACAAUCUUGAGGGAUUUCACCAUGGCCUUAACAGAACCUUACACCACCGCCACCCGAAUAUCUACCGAUUUGUAGAAGUGAUUAAGAAGAUUGAGUGUGCAGACAGGACAAACACAGUUAGACUUUGGUGCCGCCCCACCCAGCAGGAAGCGAGUUUACAGAGAGACUGA
This is a messenger RNA of Haliotis rufescens (red abalone), 1032 nucleotides long. RefSeq lists its product as uncharacterized. Bases 1 to 1032 code for a protein of 343 amino acids. The transcript has a single exon. The record is from RefSeq and is a predicted model, not a curated record. Lineage: Eukaryota; Metazoa; Mollusca; Gastropoda; Lepetellida; Haliotidae.